This is a messenger RNA of Botrytis byssoidea, 1230 nucleotides long. RefSeq lists its product as uncharacterized. NCBI's taxonomy places the organism in Eukaryota, Fungi, Ascomycota, Leotiomycetes, Helotiales, Sclerotiniaceae. Bases 1 to 1230 code for a protein of 409 amino acids. The record is from RefSeq and is a predicted model, not a curated record. The transcript has 4 exons.
AUGCACGCUCAAGUUCCGCCACCAGGCACUACAAGUAAUGCUCUCGUUGUGAAAGAACUCAUUUCGAAGUUUGAAGAGCUUGGAAGAGAUGUCAUCGAUCGCUGCGGAAGAAAGUUCAAGGAGAAUAUUCAAAGAACUCUUCCAGAAAAGGAGAAGGCUUUCAUUGAUUAUCUUUCUUCGAAGUAUUCUAAAAUGGUCGAAAAUACCAACAAGGAUAUUCAAGAAAUCAACACCGAACUGGGUCUCAAUCUGCCACUCCAAAAACCAAAGGAGAUCUCUGCCUCGCAUGUUGAAGAAAACAAUCUGAAAUUCAUUACCGCAGAAAGAGAGCGUAAUGCUAUCCAGAAGGAACAUUUGAAAAAUAAUUUUGAUGAAUUCAAUCUUGAAGUUACUACCAUUCUUGAAAUUUCCGCCACUGAGACCAUAUCCUCUCUCACUCUACCUACCGAGAGCCCGGAUGACAAAGCCACUAUUGCGCAGACCGUGAUCAAACUUGAAGCUGAAAAGGAGCAAGACAAAACAGCCAUCGCUAAAUGGCAGUCCCUCUAUAACGAGGUCCGACAAGAAAACACCACUUUCAAAGAAAGAAUGAAACAACUCAAUGCAAACAUCCAAUACUACAAAGUGGUCGCAAACUCUUGUUCUCUUGUCCGCCAAGGAUACCACAAUUCUGGACACAGUUUCCGCGACGACGGCGGAUUCCAUGGCAUCAAAGGCCGCCCUCUAGCCGUUAAAAAGGUGAACGAUGUUCGUAAUAAUGCAUGUCAUCAAGGAGACGUCGAGACAGAUUUCGCUCUAUUCAUAAUCGAUCCAAAUCGUGCUAGUUGGAACAUUGGAGGGGAGCGCUACAAGGAUUUCACAAACUCGUAUGGUGUCACUCCAGACAAAUGGGCGAAGAUUAUCUCACUUUCCAAAGCUAGCCCCGAUCCAGUUCUCGUCGAAGUUCUCAACAUGCACUCGACAAUGCAUCGAUGUUACUCGAACAUGGAAUUCACCCACAGCCCCAAGAAUGAUGAAACUUUCAAUGGCCUCUUCGAAAAGCUUUUCAAGAUAUGCAAGGAUAUGUUGGCAACUGCAAACUCAUCCCUAUCGACCAAAAUAUACGAAAACCUUGUCUUCAUUGUCAAGCAAGCAAAGAAUGAUCGCAGUGCAAUGAGGAGAAUAGUUUGGGAAACUGUUAAAUGCGAGAAAGCUCGGUGCUCCAAACGAUCCCGAUUGAUUUCGCCAUGA